Molecule: messenger RNA, 875 nt
Organism: Cydia strobilella
Lineage: Eukaryota; Metazoa; Arthropoda; Insecta; Lepidoptera; Tortricidae
Product: aquaporin-like
Exons: 6
Coding region: 44-826 (260 amino acids)
Biological process (GO): transmembrane transport
Cellular component (GO): plasma membrane
Molecular function (GO): channel activity
Source: RefSeq, a predicted model, not a curated record
CAUCACAGUCCGCGUGCGACUCUCAGACGCGCCACCCGCAACCAUGCCGCGAAACGAUGAAGCCCGGGGCGUGAGCGGAGCCAUCCGCGUACACUGGCGCGCGGUACUAGCGGAGCUGGUAGCGACAGCGCUUCUGGUGCUACUGGGCAUCGCGUCAUUGGUGCCUAAGAUCUCACAGACAGGCACACUAAUAGCCCCGCCGUUGGCGAACCCGGCGCUGGCUUUUGGCUUCGUAGUGCUGUGUCUAGCGCAGGCAUUCGGCGACGUAUCCGGAGCGCACAUGAACACAGCCAUCACUCUGGCGUCUACGCUGCUCGGUCGCACGCCAAUCAUGCUAGGCGUGGCGUACGCGAUCGCGCAAAUGAUAGGCGCCACACUUGGUUAUGCGGCGCUAUACUCUAUAACGCCACAAAUAAUACUUAACGACAUACCAGCGCUAGGCGUGACGCUACCAGCUACUGGAUUCAGCCCCUUGGCCGCGACGGUAGUUGAGGCACUGAUCACUGGUCUCGUGACGCUUCUGGCUUGCUCGCUGUGGACGGGCAAGCAUGAUCCCACCGCGCCGAUCAAGCUUGGACUUGUCAUAGCUGGAUGUGUGUACGUUGGGGGUGAAAUGACCGGAGCCAGCCUUAACCCCGCACGUAGCUUCGGACCUGCGCUGGUCACGCGGCACUGGGAAUAUCAAUGGGUAUACUGGGUAGGCCCGCUCGCCGGAGCGGCGCUCUUCGCGCUGCUGCACAAAUACGUGCUCGCACCGCAGGCGCACAAGCCGCCGCCGCCGGAGCGCGAAGAAAUGCCGCUCAACGACAAGAAUAACGCGGCUUAAAAAUAUAGUUAACGAGUAUAUAUGGGGCAUUUUCUAUGAAAAAGGACCU